Molecule: messenger RNA, 999 nt
Organism: Ramularia collo-cygni
Lineage: Eukaryota; Fungi; Ascomycota; Dothideomycetes; Mycosphaerellales; Mycosphaerellaceae
Product: related to ammonium permease MEPA
Exons: 5
Coding region: 1-999 (332 amino acids)
Biological process (GO): ammonium transmembrane transport
Cellular component (GO): plasma membrane
Molecular function (GO): ammonium channel activity
Source: RefSeq, a predicted model, not a curated record
AUGAGUGAAAUUGCUCAAAUCAGCGAGUGGCCCGCAUGGAACGACAAUCCGAAUGGAGGAGAUCCUCUAACUCAGGACUUGACUUCGCCAUACGAUAAAGGCGAUUYAUGUUGGCUGGCAGUCUGCACCAUUCUGUGCUGGCAAAUCACACCAUUGACAACUCCAUCACAGGCCAUCGGAUUCCUCUAUGCCGGAAUGCACAGACGUAAAGCAGCCUUAACAAUGGUCUUUCAAUCGCUCUUCUGCGCCUGUGCCUGUGGGAUUCAAUUUUGGGUUUACGGGUAUUCUCUCUAUCAAUCCCGCACGACGAACCACUUUCUUGGAAACAUGUCUCUAGCAGGCCUGCAUAAUGUUUUAGCACAGCCCUCAUUGGCAAAUUCAGAUAUCCCUGAUCUGCUCUACGCCUGUUUCGGCUUCACAUUCGUCACUGCAACAGCCAUGAUUCUCGCAGGCGCUAUGCUCGAGAGAGGAAGAUUAUUCCCCAGCAUGUUAUUUUUGCUCUGCUGGACGACAUUCGUGUAUUAUGUGUUGGCGUACUGGGAAUGGAAUCCCAAUGGUUGGCUGUUGAAACUUGGCAUUCUUGACUUUGCAGGUUCCGGACCUAUACAUAUAGCCAGUGGAUUUUCUGCUUUGGCAUGGUCAAUGAUGUUGGGUCCGAGAAUCUCAGAGACUACCAUGACCGAUCGUAGGAAGAUUGUGCACCAUAAACCCCACAACCCCUUUCUCGUUGGCUUGGGCACGGUUUUCAUCUGGUUUGGCUGGUUCGCUUUCAACGGUGCCUCCACUGCAAAUCUCAGCUUGAGAUCCAUUUACGUGAUGAUCAAUACGAACCUCGCAGCCUGCGGUGGCGGUAUAACAUGGUCUCUCCUCGAAUACUUCCACACAGGCAAAUUCUCCAUCAUAGGUUUCUGCUCCGGCAUCAUCUCUGGUUUAGUAGGCAUCACACCCGCCGCAGGCUUCACACACCCAUCUACGUGGCAGUUCUUAUUGGCUUCUUAA